This is a messenger RNA of Ziziphus jujuba (common jujube), 683 nucleotides long. RefSeq lists its product as uncharacterized. The coding region runs from base 1 to 597 and encodes 198 amino acids. NCBI's taxonomy places the organism in Eukaryota, Viridiplantae, Streptophyta, Magnoliopsida, Rosales, Rhamnaceae. The record is from RefSeq and is a predicted model, not a curated record. The transcript has 3 exons.
AUGGGUACAACAGCACUCCCAUUUCUCUUGCAUUCGAGUAUGCGAACCACUUCAUCCAAACACCAUGUGGAAGAUGCAAAGUCUUGGGAGAAAACUAUUAUGCAAAUCUUAGAUUCCUUAAUGACCUCCAUGAUUUCAGAAAUUCUAUGGCCACUUUCAAGGACACCUUAUCGCUCACCAUGUAUCCUAUAUGUAUUAAGAUAUCUUACAAUCCCGAAAUCUGAAUCUUCUUCUUUGGCAGAAGCAGAGAAGAAAAACGAGAAAUUUGAAGAGGAUAAUCAACAAAAUAUUGGAGCGAGUUCGAUACCUCGGCCACGGGCUGUAUUAUCAAGUCCGAAUAAUGAUGUAGUUAUUGGGAAUAAAAACAGAGUCAAAACAGAAAGGCCAUCGGUUUUGAAGAAUCGUAAGACAAUUCAAAAUCGACAUGCACUAUGUAAGGUUAUCCCAAGCCGGACAGCAGAAAAUUCUAUGAACAUGAAAAAGUCCAAGGAGGUUCCGGAUGAGAGCAAUCUUAAAGGCAAAAAAGCAUCAGCAGUAACAGUUCCGAGUCAGAGACGAAAUCCUAGAACCGGGAAACCAAGCUCUAUUAGAAUUUGAGUGUUUGUUUUUUGUAAUUGCCACUAUAUCAAGUGCUCAUACUUGAUGGAAUAUACUGAUACAGAGCGUUGUUAGCGUUUGCUUCA